Trichophyton rubrum CBS 118892 is the source of this 1791-nucleotide messenger RNA. RefSeq lists its product as uncharacterized. The transcript has 3 exons. The coding region runs from base 1 to 1791 and encodes 596 amino acids. Gene Ontology annotation, biological process: lipid metabolic process. The record is from RefSeq and is a predicted model, not a curated record. Lineage: Eukaryota; Fungi; Ascomycota; Eurotiomycetes; Onygenales; Arthrodermataceae.
AUGCUCUCUCGCAAGCACCGGCCGGCGCCCUCGGUCAAGUCGCUGCCUAUCAGCCCUCCGCUGCCCUUCCCGCCAGCCUACUAUCACCAGCACGGCCAUGAGCAUCACCACGACCACGCCAGAGACGCAAAGCAAGCCCCAGACCACGCAGAGAUAUAUCCCCAGAUGGCGCCGCGCGACUAUCCAGACUAUGCGGCCGUGCCAGGCCCUGCGCCGGACGUCAACCUUGCCGUCGAGCAGUCCUACUUCGACCUGCGCGGCCAGCAUCACCACCACCACCACCACCACCUUCAUCACCAUCAAGAACGCCACGAACAAUACCCCUUCAGCCCAAAUGACUACAGCUACGAGUUCAACAGCUACAGUGCGCCCCGUCUGCCGCCCUCGCCGCCAACCUCUCCGCCCUAUGUGGCCGCGGCGCCCCGGGAGGACAGGGACAGCUACCCGGCCUCGCUGGCCUCGCUGCCUCGCUCGCUAAAGAGCGCCGGCCACAGGCGGGGGACUCGGUCUAUGGGUAGUGCGACAGCCGUCUCGCAGCCCUCGCGGCUCAGCAGGGGCGGCAGCGCUACCACGGACGUUGGACAGGCCUCGGAUGUGUCGAUAGACCUGACAGACAUGCUCUCGGACAAGCUGGACGAGGUCAUCAACCAUAUGGACAUGCAGGUCUUUAGCGGCCGCGAGAGAGACCUCUAUCUAGAUGUUGAUGCUGGCCCGGCCGGCCCUGAUGCGGCCUCCAAGACCAGCUCCGGACGCAGCUUUCUGCGCUCUUCCACCUCAGCCUCCCACAAGACGAACUACUUUGCAAAGGCAUACCACUACGCAAAUUCCCGGCUGCCACCUAGACUCGUCCCUCUCAACCUGUACGUCUCCCUAUUUGCUUUCCUCUUUGCUAUGUUUGUCAAGGCCAUGGUCAUCAAAUCUGUUGCCCUCGAUCACAUGAAUCUCAUCGUCUUUGCUGUCAGAGGGACCACCCGCUCCUCCUUCACAGACUGGGCUACCAAUAUGAAUGCAGAGCCCGCAACUCCCACCGGGUUCCUCGAUGACCCGGGCAACCUCUGCCACGCUGGCUUCCUUUCAGUGGCUCGAAAGAUGGUCCGUCCAGUGGCUAUGCGGCUGGAGCAGCUCUUGGCCGAGAAUCCGGCCCGAUCAAAGUUCUCCCUUGUCAUCACAGGCCACUCUGCCGGCGGUGCGGUUGCCAGCUUACUUUAUGCUCAUAUCCUCUCCUCCACUCUGCGUUCGGAGCUAAUAUACCUCCGUGACCGUUUCAAGCGCAUCCACUGCUUUACCUUUGGCUCCCCACCAGUAUCCCUGCUGCCGAUCAACAAACCGUCAGACCCACGGUACGCCAAAUGGCUCUUCUACACCUUUGUCAACGAAGGCGACCCGGUCUGCCGCGCGGACAAGCCAUAUAUCCGCUCCCUCAUCAACCUCUAUAAGGCGCCUAUCCCUUCAACCCAGGGCAGCAGAUCUCGCUCGUCCACGACCAGCAGCAAGCCAAGCAAGCUAGCUUUCCUCAAGGAUCGUCGAGAGAGUACUGACAAGUCUGAUUUUGAAACGGAAGUCACCUGGCCUAUACCCUCGCCCACUCUCACCUUACCCGGCUGCCUGAUCGUCCUUCGUGGAGAUAAGCACAACCCUAGAGACAAGGAUGUGGUGGAGGCCUACCUGACAAACAACGAGCAGAUGGCUGGCGUGGUCUUUGGAGACGUUAUGAUGCAUAUGAUGAUCCUUUACGAGCGGCGUAUCCAGCUUCUGGCCACAGAUGCCGUUACCGCCAGAGCUGCUCGAUGA